AUUUCCACUUUUUAUAAUGGCCACUACAGGCUAUGUUGGCGAGAUCCAGCCAGCAGCCCAAACUCAGGGAGCUGGUGUUACAGCACCGAAUCAACCUGAUGCCAGCUCCAGUCCAUCAGCGGCGCCUCAGUUUCUGGCUGUGACGACCGUGACCACUCCCACUGUGGUCACACCGACCGGCCAGGCUACGCCUACUGAGCAAGCCUCCUCCAUUGCCUCUCAGAAACCUGCAGCUGGGAGCCAGACCCCGACUGCAGCACAGGCCCAGCCGGCUCAGACACAGUAUGUCACGGCAGAGAUUCAAGGCUCCCCCACACAGACUGGAAAUGCUCAAAGUACCCCCCAGUACAUCGUUGUUACAGUCACAGAGGGCUCUCUUCACUCCAGUGAUAGUGUGUCGGACUCCAGCCCCCCACCUGUGGUCCAGACAGGGGUUCCUCAAGUUGUUCAGCAAGUACAGACUGCUCAACAGAGAUCCGUGGUGCAGGCCACCUCCAGAUUGCCAAAAACCGAGCCCGGCACACAGAUCAGUGUAACCAGUCUACAGCCUGUUCACAUCACACAGGAGGUGCAGCAGCUCACGUCCGUGCCGGUGCAACACGUUUACGCCAAUCAAGUGCAAUAUGUUGAAGGGACAGCAACUACACCACCAGCACCAUUCGAUCCGGCGCCUUCCCGUACACCGAAACCCCUCUGUACACCCAGACCACUGCUGCCCAGUAUUACGAAGGUACAGUGGUUGCUGGACAACUAUGAAACAGCAGAAGGAGUGAGUCUGCCGCGUUCCACCCUCUACUGUCACUACCUGCUGCACUGCCAGGAGCAGAAGCUGGAGCCCGUGAACGCCGCAUCUUUUGGGAAGCUCAUUAGAUCUGUGUUCAUGGGGCUGCGCACUCGCCGCCUUGGCACUCGGGGCAACUCUAAAUACCACUAUUAUGGGCUGAGAAUCAAGGCAGGCUCCUCACUUCUCCGUCUGAUGGAGGACCAGCAACAUCUGGCCAUGAGGCAACAGCCGUUUUCACAGAAACAAAGGUUGAAGCCUGUGCAUAAAGUGGAAGGAAUGACCAAUGGCACGGCGUCGGGCGCGGCGCAGCAGCAGCAGCAGCAGCAGGGGUCGGGCCAUGUGGACAUCAGCACCCAGGUCCAGCAGUACCAGCAGUUCCUCGAUGCAUCCAGAGCUCUCCCAGAGUUCCCCGACAUCGAUCUCCAAGGGAAGUCUUUGCCAGAGGGCAUCGAGCUCGAGCACAUAAAGAGCUUUCAGCUGCUUUACAGAGAGCACUGCGAGGCUAUACUGGAUGUGAUGGUCAACCUGCAGUUUACUCUGGUGGAGACGCUCUGGAAGACCUUCUGGAGGUUCAGCCAAAGUCAGAGCGGAGAUGCCACCCUGGCCGUCCACGAUGAGUCAGAGAAGCGACUCCCUAAAUCCUGCCUGGUGUUGCUGUGGAAAUAUGAGCCUGUGCUGCGCUGGAGCCGUGACUGUGACAACAGCCUGUACCAGGGCCUGGUGGAGAUCCUGAUCCCUGAUGUCCUCAGACCCAUUCCCAGUGCCUUAACACAAGCCAUCCGAAACUUUGCCAAGAGUCUUGAGAGCUGGCUGACCAACGCCAUGAUGAACAUCCCCGAGGAAAUGGUCCGCAUCAAGGUCACCUCGGCGAAUGCGUUUGCUCAGACGCUGCGUCGCUACACCAGUCUGAAUCACCUGGCGCAGGCUGCCCGCGCCGUCCUCCAGAACACGGCCCAGAUCAACCAGAUGCUGUCCGACCUCAACCGCGUUGACUUUGCCAACGUCCAGGAGCAGGCCUCGUGGGUGUGCCGGUGCGAGGACAGAGUUGUUCAGCGGCUGGAGCAGGACUUCAAGCUGACCCUGCAGCAGCAGAACUCGCUGGAGCAGUGGGCGGCGUGGCUGGACGGGGUGGUCUCCCAGGUCUUAAAGCCCUACCAGCACAGCGCCGCCUUCCCGAAGGCCGCCAAGCUCUUCCUCCUCAAGUGGUCCUUCUACAGCUCCAUGGUGAUCAGAGACCUCACCUUGAGGAGCGCGGCCAGUUUCGGAUCCUUUCACCUCAUCCGCCUCCUGUACGAUGAGUACAUGUACUACCUGAUAGAGCACCGAGUGGCCCAGGCCAAAGGGGAAACUCCCAUCGCUGUCAUGGGGGAGUUUGCCAGUUUAGGCCGAGGCUUGAACCAGCUGGACCCCGACAAAGAGGAGGAAGAAGAGGAAGAGGAGGAGAGCGACGACGAAGGCCAGGAGCUGACCCUCCCGCCGGACGCGGCCGUGCUCGGAGAAGAGUCUCUGGAGCCUCCCGCCAAGCUGGCCAGGACUGACCAGAGAGUCCUCUUCACCACCGGCUCGGGAGACAACUAACCACACACACACACACUAACAGACGUGGGCCGAUUACACUAAACACACACACACUUACAUACACAUACACACACUUGACACAUGUAUAUAGACCUUGUUGAUCUUUGAGUGUACACACAUUGCUGCAUACUCUUUUGUAUGUGUCACACACACAUACACACACACACUGCUGCUGCCUGGACGACACAAACACCCGAUGGCGAUAUUGAUCAAAGCUGCAGUCACUGACUUUGCAGACAGAUGUGGCUUGAAAAAGAAAAGAAAGAAAAAAACCUUUCUUACUCCAAAAAUAGCAUUUUAACCUUUAGUUGUAUGAACUGAAGCCGGGCAUGUUUUAUUUCUCUCACUGCAUUUCCACCUGUAGCUUUUGCCGUCUUCACCCGGAUCCUCCUGAGACUGUCACUGCCGUAUAUCUAAAGUGGUCUUUGAAAUACUGUGACGUGUGUGUAAAGGUACCGUCUGCAGGACGAGCGCGCAAAGCCAACCUCAUGCUGGAGAAACCUGAUACUGAAAUAUUUGUACUGCGGAGGGGACUUCUAGCUUGGUUUGUGGUGUGUGUGUGUGUGUGCGUGUGUGUGUUUCUGUCUGCUUGUACGAGCACUGUGGUCACACGACUCCUCUUCUUACCCCCGGACACCGAUCGAACUGGCUUUCUGAUGGUUGUGCGCGUCUGAUUGCGUGAAUGUAAACCAAGUGUUGUUCUGUAGAUAUUUUCCAAAGCGAUCAGAUUUUUUUUUUUUUUUUUUUGGGGGGUGGGUGAAGGGAUUGAAAUGUGUGUGUGGCUGUGUGUGUAAAUUUCCACUUUGAUUCAGACCACUUGUAAAUGGACUGUCAGCGUGCUCCUGCUGCUCACAGCGGAGCUCGUGGCGUCGGGACUCCCAGUAGUUGCUGCAAAAACCCUCUCUUCCCCUGAACACCGUGAGAGGUGCUCUACCCGCCGUUCUUUAUGUUCCAAGACUUUCCUUCGUUGCCUCUCAUUUGAACCUUUGACAUAUUAUUUCCUCGCCUUAUUUACAGACAUCUUUCCAUGUGUGUGCCAAACCGAUGCGUUCUAAACACAGACCCUGUUGGGUUUCUUUCUUUUUUUCUUUCUACAUUCUCUUUCUAUGUUUUUUUCGGGAGGACUGUGCCUGAGUAAGAACAGUGAUAUGCUUAUAUUCUGCUGUAUAUUUAUCCACUAUUUUGAAUUUCGUUGUCACUAAGUGAACCUCUUGUGCAGUGUAUGGUGUUGUGUUGUCACACAUUGUAACCAGCCUUUGUGUGCAUUAUUGAUUUGUGAUUGUACGUUCAGUUUUCCAAUCCAGUGUCAUAUCUGACGACUUGUUCCACAAAACAGGCCGAGGGCCCUGCCUCUUUGCACAUGUUGACUAUUGUCUUUAAAUUUCAGAGUUUUCUGGUGCCAGAUUUUGGAAGGUGAGAGAUCUCAAGGCUUUUUUUUUUUUUGUUGUUGUUGUUUCCUGCACAGUCCUCCACCAGUGCUCAUCUCACUGCAUUCUCAUCCUCUUGCCAGUGGCUUUGUUUUUUUUGCUUCAGACAUUCAUAUUCUUAAAACACUUGUUUGUCCAGAUUGAUUCCGGUAAACAUUUCGCGGACGGUUAAUUGAAUUCUGUGUCUCUGAAUAGCUGCAGCGUGCGACUUUGAAACGGGCAUCGCCAGCCUCAAACCAGCACAUCGUCCUUUAUAUGGAGUCUAAUUCCACCACAGCUGAAUACAUAUCACUCCAGUCUUUUAUUGAUCUACAGCUUACAGAAUGGCCAUUGUUUACCCAGUAAAAAAAAAAAAAAAGAGAAAAAAAAACCUGAAACAAACUAAACAAAACUGUUCUGUCAUUUUUAUAGUGCGUUGUUUCUUAUGUACAAAAGAAAACAGAUGUUCGGUGGCAGUGUUUUAUGAAUUUGGUCUGCUGUAAGUAUGACUGUGCCUUUGGAGGUGGUAGAAUGCAAUUCAGAUGUUUUUAAUUUUAAAGAUAUAAAUUAAAGUAAUUUUUAAAAUUGCACUUGCA
This is a messenger RNA of Salarias fasciatus (jewelled blenny), 4364 nucleotides long. It is a transcript of the gene rfx1a, whose product is annotated as regulatory factor X, 1a (influences HLA class II expression). Gene Ontology annotation, cellular component: nucleus. Gene Ontology annotation, molecular function: DNA-binding transcription factor activity, RNA polymerase II-specific; RNA polymerase II cis-regulatory region sequence-specific DNA binding. Lineage: Eukaryota; Metazoa; Chordata; Actinopteri; Blenniiformes; Blenniidae. Gene Ontology annotation, biological process: regulation of transcription by RNA polymerase II. The record is from RefSeq and is a predicted model, not a curated record.